Ciona intestinalis (vase tunicate) is the source of this 1095-nucleotide messenger RNA. The record is from RefSeq and is a predicted model, not a curated record. Lineage: Eukaryota; Metazoa; Chordata; Ascidiacea; Phlebobranchia; Cionidae.
UGUUUUGAUUCUUGUUAACGGAUGUAUAACGGAUUGGUAUACUGUUAAGUUAUUGUUUUCAUUUCCGGAUACAGUAACAUGUAAAUUCAGUUGCUCUUGGUUUCGUUCGAAGUCCACCGAUCUUGUGUUUCAUAGUUAGAUAAUAUGCCCGCUGCCGACCUAGUAUCACUAGAGCCUAGCAAGCCGUUAAAACCUCCCGUCUAUGGAGUUAGAAAGGGUAAAAGUCGAAAGGAAUUUGCAAAGGUUUUUGUAAAUUCACAGCGGAAUUUAAAGGAAUGGGAUUCCUCGUUUUACCUUGGAGAUCUUGGGCAAGUUGUACGAAACUUACAGAUGUGGACGAAGCACAUGCCUAAAAUCAGACCGUACUACGCCAUGAAGUGCAAUCCCUCACAACCAGUGGUACAACUGCUAGCGUCGUUGGGCGUGGGCUUCGACUGUGCCAGUAAGUUUGAAAUUGAAACGGCUCUAAAAUGCGGAGUGAAACCGGAAGACAUUCUCUUUGCUGUACCAUGCAAGAUGUCUUCCCAUAUUGAAUACGCUUGUCAAACCGGUGUUCAAGUUAUGACUGUUGACAACGCUGACGAACUGCACAAAAUCAAACGGAUUCAUCCUACCGGAAAGUUGCUGUUACGUUUGAAUGUCUGUGAGUUUGAAGAAGGGGUUAGAAUGGGGGACAAAUUCGGCGCAUCAAUGUCAGAUGCCAAAAAGCUCGUAUUAUUGUGCAAAUCGCUCAACUUAAAUUUGAAUGGGAUAUGUUACCAUCCUGGAAGUGGGGUUGAAUCUUUCGAAUGUAUAAUGAGCUGCUUGCAGCAGUGUAAAGAACUCUACGACUUUGCUGCUUCUAAUGGGGUAGAUUUAAAAACUAUUGACAUUGGCGGGGGAUUCCUUUGUGGCGAAAACUUUAUCAAGAUAAGUAAGCAAGUUGCUGCUACUAUUGACCGGUUGUUUCCGCCUGAAACCGGUUUGACAGUCAUUGCUGAACCUGGUAGAUUCAUGAAUGAAAUCGCUGAAAAAUUAGACCCCAAAUCACCCUUGUUUGAGCAGUAUCAACGACUGGAGAAAACCGACGAAGAAAUAAUUUCCAAUGAUGUGUAG